AUGGAGGAUCUGAUGCGCUCGUACUGCGACGACGAGUCGGAGGGAUUCGACAUCGAGGACCUCGUGGAUCUUGCCUACUCGGACCACUCGUCGGACGACGAGCAGCCGAUGGCCACGUGUCCCACUGCGCCUCCCUCGCGAGAGGAAUCCGACCAGGACGACGAGAGUGACGAGGACACCAGCAGCAACGAGGACGAGGUUCGCACCACUCAGGAAGCUACCUCGCCUGUCGAGAUAAAUUCGGACUCGGAGGACGAAGAGGUCCCGCCUUCUACUCCACGCGCGGCGGCCCCCCUCGUCGAGACGCCCCCACCUCCGGCAGUCCCAAUCGAGACGUCCAAGGCGGCUGUUCGGGCCACUGCGAUUCCGGGUCGGGGCACUGGUCGCGGUCGAGGCCGUGGUCGCGGUGGAUCGACCGCACCCGCUACCCCUCGCAACGAACGUCCCUCGAGCUCAUUCAGCUCUCCCAGCACUUCGACCACGAGCAGCGGUGGUACGAGUGCCAGCACGCCUGCCAGUUCCCAGGACAGUCUGCCGACCAAGUCUUCGCCCGCAUCUCCGUCGCCCGAAGGCAUGCCUAGGAAGCGCAAGCGCACGCUGUCGCAGCUCACCGUUCCCGCACCCAGCGAUGUGGCGGCCAACAUGGGCGACCGCAUCGUCCAGGCCAUCGCGGCCGCGGCCACGCCCGUCACGCCGGAGAAGACGUACAAGCGAAAGCCAAAGCCCGCCCCAGCUGCCAGCGAGCCUUUCCCUCAGCCUGAGACUCCUGCACUCGAGGCCGGGGCUAAGCAGCCUGAGCCGGUGGGUGGAUCCACGAACUCGCCCAAGACGACUUCCCCCAAGAAAGCCAGCCGUUCCAAGCCCACCAGAAAGACUGGACACUGGACUCGCGAAGAGAUGAUGCUGUUGUUCCACGAAGUGUUUCCGCGCAAGUACGACUUGGCGUGGGACGUAGUUGCUCGUGCAGUCGGACGCGACGAGACGGAAUGUUCGGCCAAGGUACCUGCGCUGAUCUCGGAGCUUGAAGACUUCCUCAUGUCCGACAAGCCGGGUGGAAGCGAAUUCAGGCCUGCGUGGCGAGUUGACCGGCCAUACGAUGGUUCCGCUCCACUGCCAAGACCUGAGGCCGAUCCGACGUCGAUCCGACCCAAGGAUGGUCGGAUCAACACGAUCUACCGCGAAACGCGUGCGCGCUUCUACGGCAACUGCUCCUCCACCUUUGCUCUUUCGAGAGGAGCUUGA
Molecule: messenger RNA, 1242 nt
Organism: Moesziomyces antarcticus
Lineage: Eukaryota; Fungi; Basidiomycota; Ustilaginomycetes; Ustilaginales; Ustilaginaceae
Exons: 6
Coding region: 1-1242 (413 amino acids)
Source: RefSeq, a predicted model, not a curated record